Triplophysa rosa is the source of this 2174-nucleotide messenger RNA. RefSeq names its product sodium channel, voltage-gated, type I, beta b (gene scn1bb). The transcript has 6 exons. The coding region runs from base 596 to 1264 and encodes 222 amino acids. Gene Ontology annotation, biological process: sodium ion transport; cardiac muscle cell action potential involved in contraction; regulation of heart rate by cardiac conduction. The record is from RefSeq and is a predicted model, not a curated record. NCBI's taxonomy places the organism in Eukaryota, Metazoa, Chordata, Actinopteri, Cypriniformes, Nemacheilidae. Gene Ontology annotation, molecular function: sodium channel regulator activity. Gene Ontology annotation, cellular component: voltage-gated sodium channel complex.
UACCGCAAUGCAUCAGUCCGCCCAUCGACGCGAGCGUCACCGAGAAGUACAGCGCUCUCCGAACACAUGAACGAUCAUAUUCAUCACUCUAUUACAUGAGGAAUAUUAUAAAGACAUGUUAUAAAGGCAAGUUAAAGAACUCUAUGCAUGAUUCUAAUGACAAUACGUCACGUACUGUCUUCGAUAUUAAUGAAUGUAACGUUAUUCGUCACAUAGCAGAGCUUGAAUGAUAUAGACACUGUUCUCAGGUCAGAUGACCACUUGUUUGUUAGACAAGCUCGGCUGUGUUUUAAUUGUUUUAUUAUAAUAACUGAUGUAAGAGAAAAGCAAGAAAGCUGUGAACGGAGCGAUAACAGCGUUGAGCCGACGAGUGUCAACGGAGUGUGUUGACGCUGGAGCCUCUUUUUGCGCACUUCACGUCUUUAUCAUGCAAAUAAGGGCCCAGUGCUAGUUAGAUGCUACUAGUUUAGUUUGCCUCGAAUCUGAGCUGGGACACACACACACACACACACACACACACGGACCCCUCCGAGGCCGGCGCAUGGUCAGGAUAUGAAGAUACAUCCCUGCGGGAUCUAGAGUCCGUCUCUCCAUCAUGAACGUGUAUAUCGGACGGCUGCUGUCCCUCUGCGUGUUCUGCGCGCUCUCAGUGUCUCUGUGCAGCGGCGCGUGUGCAGAGGUGGACUCGGACACGGAGGCCGUGGCGGGUCACAGCUUCGAGCUCGGGUGUCUGUCCUGCAAGAUGCGAUUAGAGGUGCCGGCCACGGCCACGGUGGACUGGCACUUCAGGGCUCGAGGAGAGGCAGACUUUGUGCAUAUUUACAGUUACGAUGGCGAGUCUUCUAACAUCAUCCAUGAGCAGUUCCAGGAUCGAGUACAGUGGCACGGCAGCAAGAACACGCUCGACUUGCAGGACGCGACCAUCGACCUUCAUAACGUCACUUUCAAUGACUCGGGCGUUUACCGCUGCAUCUUCAACCGAAUUCUCAACUACGAACAUUAUGAAUUCUCGACCACCACCACUAAAGAGGUUCAUCUGACUGUGGUGCCUGAAGCCAGGCGUGGAACGGCGUCUAUCGUGUCAGAGGUCAUGAUGUACGUGUCUAUCAUUGGGCUUCAGCUCUGGCUGCUGGUGGAGAUGAUCUACUGCUACAGGAAGAUCGCUGCUGCCGGAGAGGAAGCGCUGAGAGCCAGCGCUGCGGAGUAUUUAGCCAUCACUUCGGAGAGUAAAGAUAACUGUGCUGGUGUGCAGGUAGCAGAAUAACACCGGUUUCUUCCUAAGAAGCUCGUUCCAAAAAUCUUCUUCUGGACUGUGUUACUUCUUCCUGUGACCAUCACCAACUUGUCCCUCAACCUCUUUUUAUAACCUUUUCUUACCUGACUCCAUCAAAUCUUCUGUGUCGCAUGAGUUAGAUGCUAUGCAUGGUGACGGACUUUCAGUUUCACUCGCACAUACGACACAACAGACCCUAGAAAGAGAAACACAUACACGGUCGGUUUACUGCAAUACUCCAUCACGAGAACCAGAAAAUGGCAAUACUUGGAUUUUGCACUAGAGACCAGUAAAGAGCCACGAGUUCUGAGGCCACAUAUAAUAACCAUAUUUACCUUUAGCUGCUCUGAAAGCCAAUGUUGCAUGAGCUAACGUGAAUGCAUUUCUAUACGUUUAUAGGCUUGGCAAUAUUUCAAGUGUUAACAUACUAAGGGUUUAGUGUAAGUAUUCCAGAAUGAUCCUAGAUGCUUUAAGCACUAUAAAUGAACUGACGAAGGCGUUUCUAAUCCUCGCUGUAACCCUGUAGCUCAUGUCAUGAUGUGUACACACACACACACACACUGUCACACGAACACCACACUAGUUUCUGAAUGUAGCAAACAUUAUAUUGUAGGAAUGUAAAGAUGCUGCUCUGGUAGAGUUGAAUGUUUGACUUGAUAGUGAUUACCUCGUGCUGAAAUGCAUUGUGGGUAAGUGCAUUAAGACAUAUUCGAGCUGAUAUUUACUGCAUGCCCACUCUGCAGACGAUCAGUGCAGGUGUCCUGUAACAAAACUCCUCGUCUACACCGGGACGUUUGUGUUGACGGUCACAUGAUUGAAUGUGAUGUUCUGUAUUAAAUGAACAUGAAUUGAUGUGAUGAAAGACAGAAAUGUCUUCAAUAAACCCCUGAUGACACUUUGA